Messenger RNA from Antrostomus carolinensis (chuck-will's-widow), 351 nucleotides. Its product is annotated as dual specificity protein phosphatase 15. Gene Ontology annotation, cellular component: plasma membrane; cytosol. The transcript has 2 exons. The coding region runs from base 13 to 351 and encodes 112 amino acids. Gene Ontology annotation, molecular function: protein tyrosine phosphatase activity. The record is from RefSeq and is a predicted model, not a curated record. Gene Ontology annotation, biological process: signal transduction; dephosphorylation. NCBI's taxonomy places the organism in Eukaryota, Metazoa, Chordata, Aves, Caprimulgiformes, Caprimulgidae.
GUCGCCUACGUCAUGGCCGUCACGGAGCUGAGCUUCCAGGAGGUGCUGGACGCCGUCCGAGCCGCCCGGCCCGUCGCCAACCCCAACCCCGGCUUCAGGCAGCAGCUGACCGAGUUUGAUGGCGCCGCAGCCCGAAAGGUCCGCAGGCACCUGAGGCAGAGGUAUGGGACAUCCCCUUUCAACGAUGAGGAAGAAAUAAAGGCCUUGCUGCCGGCGGGGAGAGGAGCACCAUCCAGGAGAGAGGGAGCUCUGCAAGGACUGGUCCCAAGAGCCAGAGACCUCAGGAGCUCAACUCCCUUCCUGCUGCGGGUGAAGAGGACGUUCUCCUGCAUCCCAGCUUGUCUGAAGUGA